GAAUUGUACUUUUGUUUCCUCGGGAGCAUGUUUUCAAGUGGCACAUCUGUUCCCAUGUGCAAGAAGCCAUGGCUGACGGGGACCUGAAGAACACGCUUGAAAGUUGUUUAAAGAUUUUAAAUAAUGACACUGCACACCCAGAGAAAUUUCUUAGUCUCCAGAAUGGCCUGGCGUCGGACUUCACCGCCCUCACAAAGACUCUGUAUGAUUUGCGCAAGGCACAUGAGCCAAAGGGUACAGUUGGCAGCCCUCUGGAGCAGCUAGUUGUUGAGAACUUUGACGAUGAGCAAGUCUGGCAGGAGCUGGAGCUUCAGAAUGCUGCGGUGCUUAAACACUUUAAUGUAGCAGUGAACCAGGCAGUCAGAGAUGAGACAAUAAUUCUGAAGGAGGAUGAAGAGGAGUAUGAGGAGGAAGAGGAAGAGACUGGAAAUAUUAACAAAUUAGAUGAUGAGCAGGAAGAAAUGAGUGAGGAAGAUGUGGAGGAUGAGGAAGAUGAGAAGGAAUCCAAGCCCUCAAAAUCUUCAAACGAGGCAGUGGAGAAAUUCACAGACGAAGACUCAGAUGUGGACUUUGAUGUGGAUGAACUGGAGAAGCGGACAAAGCAGCAGAAGCUGACUAAGCUCAAAGCUCAAAGGCAGGUUGGCCCUGGAUCAGAGGUGGAUGACCGGUUCUUCAGGCUCUCUGAGAUGGAGGCCUUCCUGGAAGAAGUGGAAAAGAGGGAGGGGAAGGACGAUGAUGGCGACAGUGAGGUUGAUUACUUCCAGGACUUGCCAUCAGGCGAGGAUGACGAGCUGGACCUGGAGGAAGAGCUGAUGCCGAAAAAACAGAAAAAGAUAAAGUUCCAGAAGAGUUCCAGAAACUUGAAGUACAAAGACUUCUUUGAUCCAGUGGAAGGAGGGUCGGCUCAGAGGGACCCUGAGGAGGAUGAAGAUUUGGGGUCUGAAAAAGAUGGAGAGAGUGAAGCUGGGAUGCAGGAUGAUGAUGAGGAGGAGGAGGAGGAUGAGGGGAGCCUGGAGGAAGAUGAGCUGGAAGAUGCUGAAGGGGAUGAGGAGAGCCCGCAAGCCAAGGGAGCCUUGAAGAAGGUGACCUUUGACCUGUCCGAUGAGAGUGAAGGAGAGGAGAUGGAGGACAUCCUUGGUGGAAAGCGUGCAGAGAUACCAGAGACCAAGUCCAGCUUUGAGAAAAGACAGGAAAAGAUGGCUGAGAAGAUCCAGCAGCUAGAGAAAACUGCUCUAGGGGAGAAACCAUGGCAGCUGAUGGGGGAGGUUUCCGCGCAGACGCGUCCAGAGAACAGCCUGCUGGCGGAGGACGUUCUGUUUGACCAGGCCGCUAGGACGGCCCCUGCUGUUACAGAAGAGACCACAUUAGCACUGGAAGAUAUUAUCAAACAACGAAUCCGGGACCAGGCAUGGGACGACGUGGUGCGCAAGGAGAAGCCUAAAGAGGAGGUGUUUGAGUACAAGAAGAGGCUGACCCUGGACCACGAGAAGAGCAAACUGAGUCUGGCAGAGGUGUAUGAACAGGAGUACCUCAAACAGACGCAGCAAAAGACAGAAGAGGAAGAAAACCCUGCCCAUGUGGAGAUUCAGAAGCUCAUGGAUUCUCUCUUCCUCAAGCUGGAUGCACUUUCAAACUUCCACUUCACACCCAAACCUCCUGUUCCUGAGGUGAAGGUCGUCUCCAAUCUGCCAUCCAUCACCAUGGAGGAGGUGGCUCCAGUCAGCGCCAGCAAUAGCACCCUGCUGGCCCCAGAGGAGAUCAAAGAAAAGAACCGGGCUGGAGACAUCCUGGGUGACUCUGAGAAGACGGCCACAGACAAAAAGCGUGAAAGGCGCAAGAAGAAGCUGACGAAGCGUCUGAAGCUCCAGGAGAAGGAGAGGAGGCAGAAACUGCGAGAGGCCAACAAAAUGGGGGAGAAGAAGAAGGCUACGAAAGCAGAGGUUGCAGAGAACCUCAAGAAGGUCACCAAAGGAGGAAAAGCUGUGGUACUGAAGGAUGAAGGGAAGGACAAGGCCCUUCGGUCCUCCCAGGCCUUCUUCACACAGCUGCAAGACCAAGUGAAGAGUCAGAUCAAAGGAGCCAAGGACCAGAGCGCCAAGAAGAAGAAACAGAAAGAAGUCUCUGCCGUCAAACUGAAAUUAUAACAUUAAAAUGGUGUUAUAUAUUGCUUGUACAGACUUUAUAAAUGGUGUAUUUACCUUUGUGUGCCAAUGGUUGUUAUUUUCAAUAAAAUGAGUCGGUUCAGA
Messenger RNA from Anguilla anguilla (European eel), 2246 nucleotides. It is a transcript of the gene mphosph10, whose product is annotated as M-phase phosphoprotein 10 (U3 small nucleolar ribonucleoprotein). The record is from RefSeq and is a predicted model, not a curated record. NCBI's taxonomy places the organism in Eukaryota, Metazoa, Chordata, Actinopteri, Anguilliformes, Anguillidae. Gene Ontology annotation, cellular component: small-subunit processome; nucleus; sno(s)RNA-containing ribonucleoprotein complex. Bases 69 to 2144 code for a protein of 691 amino acids. The transcript has 11 exons. Gene Ontology annotation, biological process: rRNA processing.